Pundamilia nyererei is the source of this 861-nucleotide messenger RNA. Its product is annotated as serine/threonine-protein kinase ppk4-like. The record is from RefSeq and is a predicted model, not a curated record. NCBI's taxonomy places the organism in Eukaryota, Metazoa, Chordata, Actinopteri, Cichliformes, Cichlidae. Gene Ontology annotation, molecular function: ATP binding; protein serine/threonine kinase activity; RNA endonuclease activity. The transcript is spliced from 7 exons. Gene Ontology annotation, biological process: mRNA processing; protein phosphorylation; intrinsic apoptotic signaling pathway in response to endoplasmic reticulum stress. Gene Ontology annotation, cellular component: IRE1-TRAF2-ASK1 complex. The annotation marks the transcript as partial.
ACUGGGAGGGCGAGAUUAGCUGAUUUUGGCAUAAGCAGACGCUUACUCAAAGACCAAACAACUUUACGUACACGCAGUGCAGGAACCAGAUGCUGGAUGGCCCGAGAGACUUUAGCAGAAGAAGAAUCUGUCAUAUCAUACAAGUCAAGCACAGACAUACAGGUGGCAGGGAUGCUGAUUUAUUAUAUCCUGUCUGGAGGCCACCAUCCAUUUGGUGACAUAUCCUUUAAAUGUGAGUCAAACAUUUACUAUGGGAAGUACAGUUUGGAUCACGUCCAAGAUGUGGUGGCAAAGGAUCUCAUCGAGUGUAUGAUCAACAAAGAGCCAAAGGACAGACCCAAAGUAGAAGAAUGCUUAAAUCAUCCCUUCUUCUGGACUUCAGAAGCGAAAACUGAAUACUUGAGAAAGAUCGGUAACAGGAACGAGGUUGCAAACUAUCGAAAGGCUGAACAGGAGCUGAUUGAUUCUUUAGAAAAAUGUGCUGUGGACGGAUCCUUUAAGCAGUGGAAAAAUAAGUUUCCACAAGAGCUGGUUCGGAAGCUGGACGGUAAAAAGCUGUGCCCUGAAAACACGCUGGGAUUACUGCGCUUUAUCCGCAAUCUCCUUGAGCAUUAUGGCAAGGAAGCAGCCCAAAUCGAUAAAAAAGUGACCUUUGAUGAUGAGCCGCUCUGUGCUGAAGUCACUGAGAGGGAUGAGCCAGUUUCCAGGCUGUCUACCCCAGCAGGUCAUGGUGGAAGCCAGGGGGCUAUGUUGGACACAGAAUGUGGUGUGCGGUUCUUUGGGCUGGAGGACUACCUCCACCUCUCCUUGGACCUGGUACAUCGAGGCUCAGUGAGCCAGUGCCUGGACUCAUACCUGAAA